ACGAAAAAUUUUUCAUAUUGCUACCGCCCUUCGAGCAGAGCAGUUCGUUAUGCUCGUGGCAAAGGACCAAAUUCUCCAGACGAACAUCGUGUUUAGCCAACGGCAGCGUUCAGAAGCAUAAUUGAGACGACGUACUAGCGACGUGGUGCGCAAAAAUGGACGUAAGUGAAUCUCAAGUGGCCGAAAUUCGGCUUGAAAAUGUCGUCAACGACAGGACUAUGGACGGUGUCCAUUUUGUAAGAAGCGAGCUGGCGACCGCAGCGACGCCGCCGACUAGUGCGGCCGAGUUCGGAAGCAAACAGGCCGACUCUAGCGGCGGGAAAGUGGAGAGGAAGGCAGAGGCCGACGGCGAAGACUCGACCCCCAGUGACAACCCCAAGCCGCAGGGCGAUGACUCUGCCACCCCCGGAGGCAGUGGAGGCAGCCGUGCCAACCGGAAGCGGAAACGGACGCGCAGAAAUCGGCGCAACAAGAAGAAACUGGAGCCGUAUUCGAAAAGUUCUUGGCCCGAGAGGGAACCGCAGCGGGCCAACAAGAUCCGGGAACGCAUGUUCCUGUCCGGACAGCCCGUGGCGCCGUACAACACGACGCAGUUUCUCAUCGAGGACCACAACGAGAGCAUCGAGAUCGACAUGAAAGAGCACAACGCGGCGCCACACCACGUUCCACGGCACAAGAGGGCCCGGGACUCGAGUUUCAGCUACGACUCCGAAGAGGACUUUUACUAUUCCUCGCCCGAGGACGAGGAGGAGUAUUACUUGAAGGACUUCGCCAACACCUACGACAGCCUCCACUCGGACCAGUUGCAGUCGCAGACCAAGACCAAGUUGGUGCAGGACGUGCUGGCCCUGGAGAAAAGGGUCGAGGGUCUGCAGAAGGAGCUGACCGAGCUGAAGGGCCGCUGCGACGCCAGCGGCGAGGACAAGGUGCUCCUCUACAAGGCCGAGAUCACCAAGCUCUCCGAGGAGAACAACAGACUGCGGGCCGAGAACGAGUGUCUGCGGCGCAAGUGCGUCCCGACGGACGUGCCCAUGGCCGCCGAGCCCUCGGCCGCCCUCAGGAGGGUCUCGACGGAGGAAGAUUCCUCGAUGGACUCUGAGAGCGACUCGCACACUUCCACUGGCAGCAGCAGCAGUUCCGAAGCCGAGGACGUCCAGCAGGAGGCCCCUUGCCAGAGGGACGAGGUCGCCCCCCAGGUCGGAGGAGCUGAGCAGUGAGCGCAAAAAUGGUAAAGUACAUAUUGGAUGAUCGCGUCUUCGACUUCUGUUAGAGUGAUCUGAAUGUAGAUAAGCGAGUGCGAACGAUCGAGAAAGAACUCUAGAGAGAAAAAGUGUAGCACACGCAAACGUGUAAAAAUUGAUAAAUAUGAACAUCUUGUCGGCAUCUUUAUGAACUCUCACACUCCUCUUUUCAUUUCGCGUUGCAUUGCAAAAUUAAGGUGAUCAACUUUUUCAAAUAUAGGAAAUUUGAUUAUAAUAUGGUAUAUAUUUUCCAGACGUAAUAAACAAAGAAAAUGAAAAACAAGGACUGCGACUGAUAAUAUUUAAGUGUAAUUUUACAGUUAAUGAACAACUGUUGAUGAUAAGCUCCGAGAUUCGGUCAAAAUUCGUAAACGAUUCACACGGUUAUAGUCCUUGUUUGAAAUAGCUUGUUACUUUUCUGAUUGGUUGCAAAUUAAAUAAUUACCCUUCGUUUGUGUCUCAAAGGUACAAAAUCAUCUUCGCUGCUUCUUGCCAGAGCAGCUUCAGCUUUAAAAUUGUAAGGCUUUAAGCAAGACUAAUUACAAUUUUAAGUUCCAACUUGAGGCGUUUCAUUGAAGUCAAGAAAAAAUUUAUAUAAAUAUACUUUUGAGAUUUUUUCUUUUCGGACCAAUUGAAUGCUUCUUUGAUUAUUUUGUGUUUACACUUGUUUAUUAUCCUGGAAAAGAGAUUCAGAGACUUUCAAUUUUUGUUUCCAUCUAUAUCUCUCUUUAUAUUAUAUUGUUGCUACUUCAAACACCUCUGCAACUAGAACAUUUUCAUAUGUUUUGCCACAAAAAUUGACAAUUUUUUUGUAUAAUAAAUGUGUAUUCUUUAAUUUUUUGGAAGCAAUAAAACGCUUUAAACCUUAUAAAUGCAGAAACUUUGUGCCGAGCUAGAUUAAAUUGGUAAAUUAGCAGCUAGUGGAAAGCAUAAUUGUCCAUUUUCCUAGCCUAAUUGACCUUUUUAAUUAAU
Messenger RNA from Neocloeon triangulifer, 2213 nucleotides. RefSeq names its product protein HEXIM2-like. Bases 156 to 1217 code for a protein of 353 amino acids. Gene Ontology annotation, cellular component: cytoplasm; nucleoplasm; nucleus. The record is from RefSeq and is a predicted model, not a curated record. Lineage: Eukaryota; Metazoa; Arthropoda; Insecta; Ephemeroptera; Baetidae. Gene Ontology annotation, molecular function: 7SK snRNA binding; cyclin-dependent protein serine/threonine kinase inhibitor activity. Gene Ontology annotation, biological process: negative regulation of cyclin-dependent protein serine/threonine kinase activity; negative regulation of transcription by RNA polymerase II. The transcript is spliced from 2 exons.